This is a messenger RNA of Beta vulgaris subsp. vulgaris (sugar beet), 1892 nucleotides long. RefSeq names its product KRR1 small subunit processome component homolog. Bases 1 to 1524 code for a protein of 507 amino acids. Gene Ontology annotation, cellular component: small-subunit processome; nucleolus. Gene Ontology annotation, molecular function: RNA binding. The record is from RefSeq and is a predicted model, not a curated record. Lineage: Eukaryota; Viridiplantae; Streptophyta; Magnoliopsida; Caryophyllales; Amaranthaceae. The transcript has 13 exons.
AUGGAGUGGUGGUGGCGGUGUUGGUGUGGUGUUGGUGGCGGGAGUGUUGGUGGUGGCAACAGUGUUGGUGGUGAAGGGAGAUGGAGAGGGGGAGGGGAAGAAAAUAAGAGAGACAAAAAGGGAGAGUUUUUAGUUUGUGAAGCUUUAAAAUUAGUCGACGAACAUGAGCUUGCGAGAUGUAAAAUUUUUACUUUAAAUAAUACUAUAGAUAAAAACUCAUUUUUUUUAUUAUUUUUUCUAUUGCCUAUCAACCUAUCAAUAUAUGAUUCCUCCAGGAAAAUCUGCCGCAAUUUGCAAACACACCCCGGCGCCGCAAACGAACCUCUAGCACACUUGUUUCUCCACAGCAUAGGAGCCAUGGAGGCGCAAAGCAAUGUCGAUGAAGCGCCGAAACAGAGGACUAAACACAAGGGUAAACACGACAAAGAUAAGCCAUGGGAUGACCCCAGUAUCGACCAUUGGAAAGUUGAAAAAUUCGACCCUUCUUGGAAUGAAACUGGCAUGCUCGAAGUCAGCUCCUUCUCUACCAUUUUCCCCCAAUAUCGAGAAAAAUAUUUGCAAGAUGUUUGGCCAACUGCGAAGGCUGCUUUGCGUGAGCAUGGUAUUGCAUGUGAGCUUAAUUUGGUUGAAGGAACUAUGACUGUUUCAACAACUAGGAAGACUAGAGAUCCAUACAUUAUAGUGAAAUCAAGGGACCUCAUUAAACUUUUAUCAAGAAGCGUUCUUGCACCUCAGGCAAUCAAGAUAUUGGAUGAUGAAAUGCAAUGUGACAUAAUCAAGAUUGGUAAUUUAGUGAGAAACAAGGCGCGCUUUGUCAAACGGCGGCAACAUCUUCUUGGUUCUAACAAUUCUACUUUGAAGGCACUUGAAAUCUUGACAGGCUGCUACAUCCUUGUUCAGGGAAACACAGUAGCAUCUAUGGGAUCUUUUAAAGGAUUGAAACAAGUCAGAAGAAUUGUAGAAGACUGCAUACAGAACAAAAUGCAUCCAAUAUAUCAUAUCAAGAUUCUCAUGAUGAAGAAGGAACUCGCCAAGGAUCCCACCCUUGAAAACGAGAAUUGGGAUAGGUUUCUGCCGCAGUUGAAAAAGAAGAAUGUUCAGAAGAAGAAAGGUAAGGGUAAGGAGAAGAAACCGUAUACGCCAUUCCCCCCUCCACAACAGCCUAGCAAGAUUGACCAACAACUGGAGACUGGAGAGUACUUCUUGAGUGAGGAAAAGAAGUCGGCGAAGAAGUGGCAAGAAAAGGAAGUAAAACAGGCUGAGAAAUCAGCUGAAAACAAACGAAAAAGAGAGGCUGCCUUUAUUUCACCUGAGUCUGAGACUCUGAUCUUAGCACCUGUGAUGCAAGGCCAUAAGAGUUCAACAGAUGAUAAAACUGAUGUCAACGCCAUGGCACAGUCAUUGAAGCAAAAAGCAAAAGAAAUUGUGAAGCAGAAAAAUGUCAAGAAUCUGGAUCCUCAAGCUUAUAUAGCUGGUUCAGAAGCACCACCCUCAAAGAAAAAGAUGAAGAAGUCAAAAUCUUAACCGAUGAAUCUUGGACUUCUUGUCAUUGAUUGUCCAACAUACUGAACAUCAUUUCACUGAGUAGUCCAUGUUUGUCAAUUUUGAUCUCAGUGAGACUAACUUAAAGUGUGAACAUUAGAUUAGGUCAAUGUGGAUUUCGCAGUCCAAAAGUCCAACUCCAGUUUGUAAUCAAGAAAAAGAAAUCUUCCAUUCAAAAGCCAGCCAAAUGUCUUCACUUCACCGUAUUUUCUAAAUUUAUAGUAAACCUGGGUGUUUCAUCGUCCAAACACUUCUAUUCAUUUGAGAAUAUAAGGAGACACUUUUGCCUAAAUGAAUAAAUUUUUGUACUCAAUUUCUCAGAUGAGCUCAAGUUUUUGCUUAUUUUGAAA